UUUUUCAAGGCACUUUAUUUCAUGAAUUCGCGAGCUAUGCAUAAACGGGACCUUUUUUGAAAAACGUAGUAACAGUGUUGUAAUUAUACUUAAAUGUAAUACGUGAAUUUGACUUAUUUGUGCGUAACCUGGCAAUAUUGGCGAGUAGCCAAUGGGGGACAUGAAUGUGUGACAAAUGACAAUUUCUUGCGAAAUAAACAAAUUUUCCCAAUGGACGAUUCGUUUUUUGGCUUUGAUACAUCUGUACCGUACGAAGAUGAUGGACCUGGGAACCAGAUCGCCGAGCCUUCUGAAGAGGAGUAUGAUGCACUUAACGACGAGACGUUCGGUUCUGCGACUAAUGGCGACUGGGAAGAGGCUCAUGAAAAUAUGGUUCGUCUUACGGAUUGCUUCGUUUCCGGCAGUAGCUACCGGGAUUCUUUUGAGGGUGCACGGUCAAAGGGCGGGGAAACUCUAUAUUCCUCCCACGCCUCAUCUGCCAAAAAUAAAUUUUCACAUGUGUCGCAAGUAGAAAAGUUCGCAGAUUCUGAUUUGGAGUUAAAUUUGUCGGGAAUGAAAUUUGAUGAUGUUGAUUUAAGAUUCGACGAUAACGAAAGUGUAGUUGAAUCAUCUGAACUAAGUUUAGAUCCAAGUGUGUGGUCUUCAAAUUCUUUUAAGUCUUCAACCAGCCAACAAUCAAACAUAGGUGAAUUAAACAGGCAAACAGCUCUUUUCCAUGUUAAUAACGCAUGCGGGCCUAUUGGGGCAAACAAUAUUAACCAUUCUAAUUUGCAACGUCUUCAAAUGUCAGAUCAAGUACCACAUCAAAGGCACACGCAACGAAAUGAGAAUUCUGAUUUUAGAAGAGUUCAAGGAGACAUAACUGCUUGUAGGACCGACGGCGCUUAUGGUCUCCCUACCGCGCCAAAAUUUUGCACCUUGGAGGAUAUAGAAAGGCAUAUAAUUAUUGAACAAACUAUGCGAAAGCACCAAGAGGAGCAUUUUCAAUUAAAAGAAGAUUAUCGUUAUUCACAGCAACCAAUACAAAAACAAAUUUGCCAACAAUAUAUUAGUGAAACCUUGAAACAACAAAUAAAGACAUCACCACACCAUAUGCAACAACAGCAAACCGGACAUCUACAAAACAUACAAAAACAACCAUUGACGCAAUUAAAAGGUCCUCCCGGGUAUUCUAAUAACAAAGAAAGCGUGCCACUGCAGAGUAGCAAUUUGGCUAAUAACCUAUCGCAACAUCCUUUGGGAAAUUUACUUCAUCAAAAGCAAGGAGGUGGUGUCGUUGGAACUCGCCUUCCACCAGGAUUUCCUUUAUAUCCCAAGGGAUUAAGUUCGCAAUUACAACAGAACAAUCAUCAACUUCCUCCACAUCCUUUAUUAAACCAACACGGACUGCCGUCGAAUUUUCAACAAUUGCACCAGCGUCCACUGCCAAAUCCGCAUCUCCCAAUCGCUUUGAAUAACUUUGCUAUGCAUCCAAGUUUUAAUGCAAUGCGUGCAGCGGCGGCUGUGGCGGGUAUUCAUCCUGCCGCAUUGGUGCAAUCGCAACAACAACCAACACGGGUUGCUCCUCAUCCACCAAGUCCAGCAGUUCUACUCAAUACCCAACAAACCAACUCAAUGUACAAUAUGUUUAAUAUGCGCUUGGUUCAAGAAAUUCAACAAAAUCAUCCCUUGUUGCAAAAUUCGGCGCGCCAAGCACACCAAAUACAGCAAAAUAUGGCAAUAAAUGUCCAUCAUAACCAAGUUCAGCAUCGAGCCCACGUUGGGAGCAAUAAAUCUACCCAUCAACGUAGAGAUGGAGGACCUGCAAAUGGCAACUUACCGCGUGAAGAAUUUGAUGAAUAUGCUAAUUUAAUGAGCACACGUGACAAGCAUUGGUUGAUCGGUAUUCAGUUGUCACAGUUGAAUACAGAUACUCCUUAUAUCGACGACUUUUACCAUACGGUAUAUCGUGAAAGAAAGGGUGCUCAAAAUGGCAACAUCCGUCACAGCCAGGCACAUAAAGAUAACCAACUAAACCAUCCGCUAACACAACCAAAAGGGCAUGCUCAACUUAUCUUAGUUCAGCUUGGAAAUAAAAAUGGAACGCGUAAUGGGCAACACCGUGAGCGCCAUAACUCAGAAACAAUCGGGACGGCAAGCAAUAAUUGUGGAAAUAUUGGAACCAACCAAGAUCAAAAAACGCCUUACGUUUUUACUCCAUUGAAAUUUGAGAACUCAUUGGGUAAACUGCAGUACGGAAGUGUAACGGCACCACGCAAAAUUAUUGAUGCCGAAAUUAUGGGUAAUGAGGCGGCUGCUGGCGGAGAUGGAGAUGGCACAAGCGUCAUGACACACUCCACUUUAGUCAACCUUGUCCAUCUGAAAAGCAAUAUAUCUUCAGGAAGCACUGCAACUGGUAUUUUAAGCGAUCUUGCGUCGUCAGCACAACGUAAAUCACGUCACAUUCUGCUUCACAUUGAGACAUUAUACCGCAUUGUCUUAAAAUUGGAAGAUUUAAACAAUCCUACUGCGAUUGCCACUAUUAUAAUGAAGAAAAAAAAAGAGAGCGAGCGAAUCGCAGCUUUAGAGCAACUAGAGAAUGCGAAUAAAACUCAGGAAGAGCGGGCGGCAGAAUCAUCUAAUCCAUCUGCAGUAAAUCCAGCGUUAAAAAAUAAAUUCACAUAUGAGAUUGAAAGGAAAGAAAUACUCGUGGCAAAGUUGAUAGCGGGUCUUUCCCAUGAAGAAGUAACAGCAGUUAUGACUGUCCGUAAGGGAAAGGUAAAGUUCGAAAAUGUAUUUAUCGAUUACGUAGAUUCUUUAACAAAUAUUCGAAAUAUUUAACAACAUAUUUACCUA
Molecule: messenger RNA, 2835 nt
Organism: Rhagoletis pomonella (apple maggot)
Lineage: Eukaryota; Metazoa; Arthropoda; Insecta; Diptera; Tephritidae
Gene: Patr-1
Product: protein PAT1 homolog 1
Exons: 3
Coding region: 211-2820 (869 amino acids)
Biological process (GO): deadenylation-dependent decapping of nuclear-transcribed mRNA; P-body assembly
Cellular component (GO): P-body
Molecular function (GO): RNA binding
Source: RefSeq, a predicted model, not a curated record